Molecule: messenger RNA, 2127 nt
Organism: Mesorhabditis spiculigera
Lineage: Eukaryota; Metazoa; Nematoda; Chromadorea; Rhabditida; Rhabditidae
Source: the annotation of a GenBank genome assembly
AUGCCAAAACUAGAGCGAAUUAUAUUUGAAGGAUGUGCGAAAGAUGCAAAGGCAGUCGGGGCAUUAGCUGACUGUGUCGUCAGAGCUAUGAAUGAACGUGAUCGUCGCGUCGUUCAACAACAAACUACGCCUAUCGCCCCUGCAAAGGUCACUUUCGGCACAGUACCCAUCAUCCCAAAGCAAUACCCAACAACCUCGCGCCGAGUUGGCCCUAAGAAAAAGCUCACCUACCAAGAAUGGAAGAAAAAGAUGAUUCGACCGCAAAGAAGAACUUUAUACAGAAGAAGAAAGGAAAAGCGGAGGUGGAAAAGGAAGCAGAGAGCUGCCGAAUCGCAGCUUCUACAAUUUUUGGAGACUACCAAGGAAGUCGAACCUCAAUUCCGGACACGGACGAAACGAGCUGUUAACGAUACCGAACUUCGGGCUCGAUUCGACGUCCAUAUGAAGCGAAUUUUGAAGAAACUCCCUGGGCUUUCUUCAAAAUAUUUUCAAGCUAUGAUAGAAAACCCAAAUGGGGAAUUUACGUCGAAAAACCUGCAAAAUUUGAAGCGGAUACACGACCAUUUUCGGAAGGCUGACAUUUGUGAUGGAUACUUUAAAACGGUUGUUAGUGAGAACCAAAAAGUAUUUGAUUCAAACCGAAUGGGUGUAAAGUGUAAGACACCGACUCCACAGAAGAAUGAAGAAGUUCUAAAUGGGGUCCUGAAUAUGGUCAAUGCUUUUAUGGGCACACCUCAAAACGACGAGAAGUUGUCGGUGUUCUCUCCCAAAGUCUUGUCGAUAUUUCCGGAUAAUAAGGCUCCAAAUAAGAAGCAGCUUUUCUCACCGACGCUGCUGAGUUUUCACAACGACGGGUUUUUCUCGAUGAAUGAGAUAUUAUCGGCAACUACUGACUCUGCAAAACCACAUCAGAUAAUUUUGGACGCAGUUUUGGAGGCUAGUGGAGCUGGGGAUAUGUUGUCGGAAGUGCUAGGAAAUAUGACUUCUGAAAUAAAACAUAUGGACGAGGUUCGUUUUCCGCUUGUAAGAGAAAUGUCCCGAUUGGACCUUGGCCAUAUUCGAGCCCAAAGAAGCCUCGACGACCUCCAAAGACAUGAGCUUGACACCCACGGCUACACUUUCUUCUCUAAAGAACAACUCGACCAUAUCCACGCCUCAAAAUCAUCCCUCCUUAAAACCCCAAAAUUCAACAUCGAGACCUACAACCGAAUGUCUCGAGACGAAAAGGAGCGCCUGUUUGAGCAAGAGAUCCGAGAAAUGGCAAAUUUGCAUAAAGAUAAUCAUCGUCGAAAAAGGAGAAGAAGAGCAGCAGUGGCAAGUGGGGAAGCGAUAGAAGAGGGAGAACAUCCAGGAAAUGGUACGGCACAUGAGCAUGUAGAACACGAGGAGCAUGAGCAUGAACAUCAUGGGGGUGUCGAGUGGAUUACGUUGGCGCCAACGGCUUUUUCGAACUUUAUCAAUCACGGCGCAUCGAUGGAAGUCGUUACGCUGUCGCCGCGAUUUUGGAUUGCCGAGAUUUUAGCUCCGGAAGCCUUGAUUAUUUCCACCCUAUCACCUCGCGCCUUCAUCGGUACCGUACUCUCUCCAAACGCUCUAAUUGCCAGAACGCUAAGUCCGACAGCUUUUCGGGCUGAGGUAUUGGCUCCGAGAGCAUUGACAGCUUGGGUACUAUCACCAGAAGCCUUCGUCGUGGAAGUUCUAUCACCUCGUGUUUUGGAGCCUCGCGUAAUGAGUCCUGAAGCUUUUGUCAUCGAUAUUUUGAGCCCCGGAAUAUUGGCACCACAUUAUAUGAGUGACGAGGUGAUUGGAGUGAUGGUGUUAUCUCCGAAUAUUUUGUCUCCAAGGAUAGAAAGUAAAGAGAAGAUGCUUGUCGAGAUCCUUUCCCCACAUAUUCUUGGCGGACCACAUAGUAAAGAAGAAAAAGAACAUGGCGACGUUGUGGAAGACAAGGCUGGAGAACACCAUGACAAAGAGGAUCCUUUCCACGAGCUCGAAAUCCACGGCGACCGGGGCGAACUGUCGCACCCUCUUGAACACCGCGGCACCCACGCCCCCGAAAUGUUCGGCGUCCCCCAAUUCCAACCAAAUUUUUUCAACGUUGCUGUGCAAAAACAUCCUCAAAAUGGA